Venustampulla echinocandica is the source of this 2724-nucleotide messenger RNA. RefSeq lists its product as uncharacterized. The record is from RefSeq and is a predicted model, not a curated record. Lineage: Eukaryota; Fungi; Ascomycota; Leotiomycetes; Helotiales; Pleuroascaceae. The transcript has a single exon. Bases 1 to 2724 code for a protein of 907 amino acids. Gene Ontology annotation, molecular function: flavin adenine dinucleotide binding; N,N-dimethylaniline monooxygenase activity; NADP binding.
AUGCCCAACAAGACUCCAGACUAUGAUGCCAUUGUCAUUGGCGCAGGCUUCAGUGGUGUCAGAUCGCUAUGGGAACUUGAUCGACUAGGUUUGACCGCAAAGUGCUUCGACAACGCGUCAGAUGUAGGAGGCACAUGGUGCUGGAAUCGCUAUCCUGGAUGUCGAACCGAUGGAGAGGCUUGGGUCUACGCCUUGAAGUUCUUGCCAGAGCUGCUGGAAGAGUGGUACUUUACUGAACGCUAUCCCACCCAAGAAGAGCUCCAAUGGUACUUGGGCCGUAUCAUUGACCGUUACGACUUACGCAAAAACAUAGAAUUCGACACACAAGUUGAAUCAGCGCACUACAGCGACAGCGACAGUCUCUGGACCAUCACCACUGCAACCGGAGGUGUGGCCACCUCUCGAUACUUCCUCGCUGCCACAGGCAUUGUAUCAAUUCCCAAGGAGCCGUCAUUCCCCGGGCUUAAGUCUUUCAAAGGAGAAGUGUAUCAAGCAUCUACUUGGCCAGAGCAUGGGGUAGACUUCCGCAACAAGCGCGUCGGUGUAGUCGGCACAGGGUCAAGCGGCAUCCAAAUAAUCACCAAGAUUGCCCCGGCCGCGAAACAAUUGGCCGUCUUUCAACGAACACCUAAUUACGUUCUCGCGGCGCGAAACUAUGCCCUCGACGAGUACCAAACGGAAGAAGUCAAGAAAAACUUCGAUGCGGUUUGGGAAAUCGCUAAAGUCAACUUAGCUGGUCACGCAGUGAAGCACUCUGGGAGAACUGUCGCGGGUGUUGGUGACCCCGAACAGAUUCGACGUAUUUUUGAUAAUGGCUGGGAACGUGGUUGUUUCGAUUUCCAGCUUGGUACAUUUGAUGAUUGUUUCGUGGAUCCGGAUGCCAACAAGGUUGCAUCAGACUAUAUCCGUGACAAGAUUCAUGCAAUCGUCCAGGACCCAGAUACCGCUGAUCUCCUAUGCCCGCACUAUCCCUUUGGUGCAAGACGUCCACCUGCCGGUGAUGGAUAUUAUCAGGCUUUCAAUCGACCAAAUGUCAAGCUAGUUGACGUCAGCAAAGAUGAGAUUGAUAUGUCCGAGAAUGGUAUCAAGACCGCUUCUGGAGCAGAAUACGAGCUUGACAUCAUCAUCUUGGCGCUAGGUUUCGAUGCCGGCACUGGUGCAAUGAACAAGAUAGACAUUAGAGGCAGCCAAAACAAGUCACUGCGUGACACUUGGACUCAGAGGCUAGGAACAUUCGCUGGUGUCCUGGUCCAUGACUUUCCAAACAUGUUCAUAGUCUGCGGUCCUCAUUUGCCUGCAGGAAACAUGCCGGUCAGUUUAGAAGUAUCAGCAAACUGGAUCGGCAAAACCAUUGAGCAUAUGGAGGAGAACAAACUUGCCAAGAUUAACGUGUCUAAGGAGGCUAUGAAUGCGUGGACCACCCACGUCGAGGAACUAUGGGCUAGCACGUUCCUAUCGCAACACGCUCAUGAGCAAGGUUCCUGGUUCGUCGGCACCAACAUUCCAGGGAAGCAGUCAAAGAUCAUGUUUUACUUUGGUGGAAUGGUGAACUUGGAGCCUUGGCUCACCAAGGAACUUGAAUCUAAGUGGUCAAGCAUGGAGUUUACGCCUCUCGAUAGGGCUGAGAAGGCCAGCAACGGCAUUGGGAACAAAAAUAGCACAGUUGGUGGUAUCCAUGUUACAGCUGAGAUGUUGGAGUCUAUUAAAACACCCUUGCAAUCCGACGAAGUUGGUAUGACCCCGACGGAGAAGUUCAACCUUUCCUCUGCUGCUACUGCUCGUUACGUGGACUUGGCUGUCAAGGAGAUGCGUAGUCGCGGAUUGAGUCCCAAGCAAGAUUAUCGGCUUCACUGGUGGAAAGUUUUGCAAGACUUUGCUGAUUCUGAGGAGGGACAAAAACUCGUUCAGGAAGCACCCAUUACUAAAGAAGGGCUCCAGAGCUUGACCUCUAAACUAGGGAUUGAGGGCGAGGCUAUUGCGAGAAUGGGCCCUGAUAUUGUUAACCUUCUGACAGGCAAAACUCAUCCACUUGCCCAUAUCACGAGAGAUAACUUGCUCUUCCGCAUAUACCUCUCUGAUGAAGGUGCGCGAUCUAAUCGCUACCUAGCCGAAUAUGCCAAAAAGCUCACCUCCCAGAAAAAGAACGUCAGGAUUCUGGAAAUCGGCGCUGGAACAGGAGGCACAACUUUCCAGGUUCUCAGUCAAUGCAGUACCAACGGCGAGCCGUUCUGUGCUCAAUACAUGUACACCGACCUCUCGCCAGGGUUCUUCGGUACAGGCGAAACAACACUGAAGAAAUGGAAGCCUCUUUUAACCUUCAAGAUUUUGAACGUUGAAGACGAUCCGGUGAAGCAAGGUUUCGAGGAGCACUCCUACGACUUGAUCUUCGCCGCGAACGUCAUUCAUGCCACCAAAUCUCUAACCAAGUCGUUGAGCUCUAUUCACAAAUUGCUAAAGCCCGGCGGUGUCCUUGGUCUUGUAGAGCUCACUAGAUUAACUCCUUUCUAUAACCUUAUAUUUGGCCCGCUUGCUGGGUGGUGGGCAGGCGUGGAAGAGGGGAGAAUUGAGAGCCCCUUGCAGUCUCCUGAGCAGUGGGAUGAACUGCUCAAGAAGGCUGGGUUCUCUGGUGUUGAUUUGGCUGCAUAUGAUCUUCCCGAACCUGAAAGACAUAGUGCUUUGAUGCUGUCCACUGCUUUGGUCAAUCCUACUACCAAUGGGAAUUAG